CUUUUAAACUAAAACCCUAAAAUUAGAUUAUGUCCCAAUUGACAAGAAUAGAGGUGCAUUUUCCGUAGUUACUAGUGGACAUGAGGGCAUUUGCGUCUUUUCAUUGCUCGGAUUCCUGGCCGGUGAAGCAAUAAGAGGAAAGACAGCUUCUGAGGAAAUCGCAGAGGGGACAGAAAGCGAAGCCAAAGAAGAAACCUAAAAUUUCUCUCUCUAGAAUUUCACACUCUAGAUUCAACAAUAGCUCUUUUGACUCUCUUUCGUUGAAAAAUUAGGGUUAGGGGUUUUCUAAUUUUCUUCAAUUUGGGGCUUGAUUUUGACCUGUUUCUGACCAAAUUGUAUAUAUCAUAGUGGUGAUUGUUAGAGUUUUUUUUGAGGGGUUUUGGAUCUGGGUCUUGUGUGUAAUUGCUUGAAAUUCAGAAAUUGAUCUGGGUUUGUUGUGAGGAAGCCAUGGCUGUUCCGACAAUUGCGUUGUACGCGAGUCCACCGAGCAGUGUUUGCUCGGCGUCGCACCCUUGCCAGAUCAACUCACACUCCUCGCACGAUUUCGAGCUGAAUUCGAGAUCUUCGUCGUCGGCGACGGCGUCUCCAUCGCAGAGGCCGGCCAUGGGGGGUCUCUCGUGCCUGUUCUCCUCGCCGGCGGUGAAGCACGCCGGCGGCGAAGAGUUGGGGUCGAUGUGGCACGACAGGGGCGAAGAGCUGAGCAGCUCCUUCUGCUAUUUGGGAUCGUCGUUGAAACGAGAUCGGAGCGAAUCAAGCCCGGUCUCGGUGUUUCAAGGCCCGGUUUCGUGUAGCAGCAGCGUUGGUGGGUCGUCCAGAAGCCCCCCGAUGAGAAUUGCCCGCGAAAGGAGCGGCGGCGAUGGGGUUUCCAGGGUUGGAACCAGUGGGUUGUUCAGUGGAUUUGUUAGAGGGGCUCUGGGUUCCUAUAUCGAUUAUGAUUCGCCCACCUUUGAGAUUGGUGGUGGUGCCCUCAAUGCGGAUUCCUCAUCAGUUCUGGUAGAUGAAUUGACCUUCAAUAUGGAAGAUAAUUUUCCGGACAGUAACUCCGAGCCUCAUGUGAAAGAUUUGCUCUUGGGUGCUCAAUUGAGGCACAAAAUAUUCUCUGAGGAUUUCGUUGUCAAGGCUUUUUACGAGGCCGAGAGGGCGCAUAGAGGGCAGAUGCGAGCCAGUGGGGAUCCUUAUUUACAGCAUUGUGUGGAGACUGCCGUCUUGCUGGCGAAAAUUGGUGCGAAUUCAACCGUCGUUGUUUCGGGGCUUCUCCAUGAUACCCUUGACGAUUCUUUUAUGGGUUACGAUGAUAUUUUUGGGACUUUUGGAGCUGGGGUUGCUGAUUUGGUUGAAGGGGUGUCUAAGCUAAGUCAAUUGAGCAAGCUAGCACGUGAUAACAAUACAGCAAGUAAAACGGUUGAGGCAGAUCGAUUGCACACCAUGUUCCUUGCCAUGGCAGAUGCCAGGGCUGUCCUCAUAAAGUUGGCAGAUCGAUUGCAUAAUAUGAUGACACUGGAUGCAUUGCCUUUGGGCAAGCAACAGAGGUUUGCUAAGGAAACUCUGGAGAUAUUUGUGCCAUUGGCCAACCGGCUAGGAAUCUCUACUUGGAAGGAACAACUAGAAAACCUGUGUUUCAAGCAUCUCAAUCCAGAUCAGCAUAAAGAACUAUCCUCCAAGCUUGUGAAGUCCUUCGAUGAGGCUAUGAUUACUUCUGCUAAAGAGAAAUUAGAGCCAGCCCUUAAGGAUGAAGCCAUUUCUUACCAUGUUUUAUCUGGGAGACACAAAAGCUUGUAUAGCAUUUACUGCAAAAUGUUGAAGUAUGUCGUCCGUUUCUCUUCCCGUAUUUGUCAUACUAUAUGUUUUCAUAAAAUUCAGACUUGGAAAGUAAUUGCUUUUGAAUUGUGCAGAAAGAACAUGACCAUGGAUGAGAUACAUGAUAUUCAUGGAUUACGAUUGAUUGUUGAAAAUGAGGAAGACUGUUAUAAAGCACUUGGAGUUGUUCACCGAUUAUGGUCUGAAGUGCCUGGAAGGUUCAAGGACUAUAUAAAGCAUUCCAAGUUUAAUGGGUACCGAUCUCUUCAUACGGUGGUGAGGGGUGAAGGCAUGGUUCCACUUGAAGUUCAAAUCCGAACAAGGGAAAUGCAUUUACAAGCCGAGUAUGGAUUUGCAGCUCAUUGGAGAUACAAGGAAGGUGACUGUACGCACUCUUCAUUUGUGCUUCAGAUGGUUGAGUGGGCUCGAUGGGUGGUCACUUGGCACUGUGAGACGAUGAGCAAAGAUCAAUCACCUGUUGGCUAUGAUAAUUCCAUCAAGCCACCCUGCAAGUUCCCAUCUCAUUCUGAUGGUUGCCCAUUUUCUUAUAAACCGGACUGCAGCCAGGAUGGACCUGUCUUUGUCAUCAUGCUGGAGAAUGAUAAGAUGUCGGUCCAAGAAUGCCCUGCAAACUCAACCAUAAUGGAUCUGUUGGAAAGAACCGGGCGGGGAAGCUCAAGAUGGACGCCCUAUGGGUUUCCAAUCAAGGAAGAACUGAGGCCACGGCUGAACCAUGAGGCUGUGAACGACCCCACUUGCAAACUGAAGAUGGGGGAUGUGGUGGAGCUAACUCCAGCCAUACCAGACAAGUCUUUGAUAGUGUACAGGGAAGAGAUCCAGCGGAUGUAUGAGCGGGGCGUGAGCGUAUCGAGCAAAUGGUCUGCAGCUAGUAGCAUGGUUGGCUGGAGAAGUUAACCUUUGGUUUGUCUGUUGGUUUCUACCCUUAUAGAGUGCAUUACCAUUCAAUGAUAAUCAUUCUUGUAUAUACAUGAUAGAUAUUUGUACAGAAGAGCUUUAUGGUUCUGGUAUGAGUGGAAAAUUGACUAACUUAGAUUGACCAAGGACCAAAAGUUUGAUCUCCAGCUAUUGAUUCAUCGAUAUAAUAGAAUUCUACCUUGCCUCAGUCCAA
Vitis vinifera (wine grape) is the source of this 2926-nucleotide messenger RNA. Its product is annotated as probable GTP diphosphokinase RSH3, chloroplastic. The transcript has 5 exons. NCBI's taxonomy places the organism in Eukaryota, Viridiplantae, Streptophyta, Magnoliopsida, Vitales, Vitaceae. Gene Ontology annotation, biological process: guanosine tetraphosphate metabolic process. Gene Ontology annotation, cellular component: chloroplast. The record is from RefSeq and is a predicted model, not a curated record. The coding region runs from base 448 to 2712 and encodes 754 amino acids.